AUGGUAAAGUUUCUACUGCUGGCUUUGGCAUUUGGUCUGACUCAUGCUCAUGCUGAGCCUGAAGGAAAGUGGGUUACCAUUACCAUCGCUUCUGACAAUGUGGACCGGAUAGCAGAAGGAGGACCUAUGAGAGUCUACUUUCGAGAAAUUACUUGUAAUGAGGAUUGUAGUCAAAUGGAAAUGACGUUUUAUGUCAAAGCGAAUAACCAAUGUUCACAGACAAAAGUCACUGCGUAUAAGCAAGAAGACGGCAACUACAGAACCCAGUUUGAAGGUGAUCAUUUAUUUAAACCUGUGUUUGCAACAGAAGACAACAUAGUCCUUGCUGGUGAUAAUGUGGAUAGAGCUGAUCGGAGAACAAAAUUGAUUUUUGUUCUUGGAAAAGGUCAACCCUUGACUCCUGAGCAACAUGAGAAACUUGAGGCAUAUGCUGAGGAACAUAGCAUUCCACCAGAAAACAUUCGAGAAGUUCUGGCAACAGAUACUUGUCCUAAAUAA
Chionomys nivalis (European snow vole) is the source of this 498-nucleotide messenger RNA. RefSeq names its product odorant-binding protein-like. The coding region runs from base 1 to 498 and encodes 165 amino acids. The transcript is spliced from 6 exons. Gene Ontology annotation, molecular function: odorant binding; small molecule binding. NCBI's taxonomy places the organism in Eukaryota, Metazoa, Chordata, Mammalia, Rodentia, Cricetidae. The record is from RefSeq and is a predicted model, not a curated record.